AUGGCGGCGGAGGUUGGCCGCGCGGGGGGCGCUCCUGGCGGCGGAACUGGGGAGGCUCCGGCGGAGCGGGAGAGGGCGCUGAUUCAUGUGGCGGCGCCGCCCGCGAGUCUCAAGGAGAAAAUCGAGGAGUGGUGGGAGCAGAUUGGGCGCGAGCAGCACCAGGCGCGGCGGGAGGGGAAGUGGGGCGGAGGGGAGAGGGCGGCGGAAGGGGGAAGGGCGGAAGCGGGAAGGGCGGAAGGGGGAAGGGCGGAAGGUGAGGCGGAGAGGGAGAGGGCGCGGAGGGUGACUGCAGACGAGGUGACUGAAAAGAAGCUGGUUGCCGUGAGCCAGGUGCUGGCGCUGCUGCCGAUUUCGCUCUUCCCUAAAGUCACAUCGGUGCACGAGGUGACGGCCAACACGACACUGUACGAUGCCAUCAAGCUGCUGUCUCGCCACAACCUCACCACUGUACCCGUUAGAAGCAUUGCUGGAGAGGCUGCAGGGCGGGCCCGGAGCAGGGGCGGGGCAACUGACGUUGAAAUGACUGAAUCAGAGCAACAAGAGGGAGGGGAGGGAGAAGGAGCAACGGGGGUGGUGGAAGAGCCAGCAGAGGGAGGAGGGGAGAUGGAGGAGGAGGAAACAUUGGAGGAGGUGGAGGUGGAGGAGUGGGAGCCUCAGUACUUGGGCAUGAUGGAUUUGGCAGGCGCGGUUAUCCUCUGGGUCUUUGCCAAUCUCGAAGCAUCUUCGAUCGGCUACGCCACGGCGUCGACCCUCGCUGCCUCCCUUGUCGGCUCCUUCGUCGCAGCAGCCGGGACAGCCGCGCUCGGAGCUUCGGCCGGACCUGUGUCAGCCGCGGCAGCCGCCGGAGCUGCAGCCUCGGGAGCCCUGGGCGCCCAGGCCUCCACUGGGGAAGGAGCACCUGGGGAAUCAGCAGGAGCCAUGGCUUCAUCCCCUCGCACCGGCCGGUUCUUUUUCGAGGAGCUUCUCAAGAAUGAGGCGUUCCACACCACGCGGGUUGCGGAUCUAGCCGGAUCGUUCCGCUGGUCACCGUUUGUGUAUCUCAAGCCGUCCGACACGCUUCUCACGCUCUUCCUCCUCAUGUCCAAGUAUGCCAUCCGCUCCGUGCCAGUGCUGCCGCCCGGCCCCGAGUCGGCAAUCUCGACGGUGAUCACGCAGUCUGCUGCGGUGGCCUUCCUGUGCGAGUGUGACGGCAUGCCGUGGUUUAAUUCGAUCGCAGAUCGCACUCUGGCUGAGCUGGGGCUGCCUCUAAUGCAGCCAGAAGAGCUUGUCAAGGUGGAAGAUGAUGCAGCAGUGACAGAGCCCUUUCGGCUGAUGAUGGAGCACGACAUAGGAGGGGUGCCCGUGGUGGCCAAGGGAAGCAACCGCCUCAUCGCCAACAUCAGUGCGCGGGACAUUCUGCACCUCGUGGGUUCACCCGAGAUUUUCAAGCGGCGCCAGGAGCAGUCGUUCACUGUGCGAGACUUCAUAGCAGCAGCAAACGAGCCUAUCUCAUCAGCCACGGAGGUCAUCUGGCCGGUCAUGACCCCCCCCAUCACCUGUUCCCCCGCCACGCCUCUCCGCAACGUGCUCCAUGCUCUCAACCGCACCCAUAUUCAUCGCAUCUAUGUCACCUCCUCACCUGCUUCUGCUUCUACGAGCGCUGCUGCUGCUGCUGCACCUGCUGCUGAUGUGGCUGGUGGUGCUGGUCCUGCUGGUGCUGCUGGUGCUGCUGGGGGUGCUGGUGCUGCUGGGGGUGCUGGUGCUGCUGGUGGUGCUGGUGCUGCUGGGGGUGCUGGUGCUGCUGGGGGUGCUGGUGCUGCUGGGGGUGCUGGUGCUGCUGGGGGUGCUGGUGCUGCUGGGGGUGCUGGUGCUGCUGGGGGUGCUGGUGCUGCUGGGGAUGCUGGUGCUGCUGGUGCUGUUAGCGCUGGGCAGCAGGAGGUGGUAGGGGUGGUGACUCUGCGAGAUAUCAUUGGCAAGUUUGCUGCCGUGCCGGCCGACGUUGCCCUGGCUGCUGGUGCUGACGUGGGUGGGGAGGAAUGA
Molecule: messenger RNA, 2019 nt
Organism: Closterium sp. NIES-65
Lineage: Eukaryota; Viridiplantae; Streptophyta; Zygnematophyceae; Desmidiales; Closteriaceae
Source: the annotation of a GenBank genome assembly